Messenger RNA from Belonocnema kinseyi, 1598 nucleotides. RefSeq names its product zinc finger protein 737-like. Bases 1 to 1041 code for a protein of 346 amino acids. The transcript has 3 exons. Gene Ontology annotation, biological process: regulation of transcription by RNA polymerase II. Gene Ontology annotation, molecular function: RNA polymerase II cis-regulatory region sequence-specific DNA binding; DNA-binding transcription factor activity. Lineage: Eukaryota; Metazoa; Arthropoda; Insecta; Hymenoptera; Cynipidae. The record is from RefSeq and is a predicted model, not a curated record.
AUGGAUAUACAUAUCAAGAGUGAAUCGAAGAAAUCAACAGGAAUACAGGAUACUAACCCACAUUCUCGUACAACUACACAAACUUCUUCUGACAAUAAGUCUACUAACAAGACUUUAAUUGAAUACGACAAUGAUGAAACUUUGGAUAUCAAGGAAGGAAUCAUCCAAGUUCCAGAGACAAUUGCAGUCAAUAAAGGGAAUAAAUCAAAUGAGUCUAUAGUUUGCACUGUACAUAUGAAAAAAGAUGAUAUUUUAGGUGUAGAGCAUAAACCGGAGAACCAAAAGAAGCAGGAAAUUCGGGAAACAGAACAGACAAAGAAGCACGUAUGCAAGACAUGUGCUCGAAGCUAUAAAAAUAAACAGAGUUUGACUUAUCAUCGAAAAUUCGAAUGUGGCGUCAUGCCACAGUUCAGUUGCAAACUGUGCAGCAAACAAUUUAAACGAAAAUAUAAUAUGAAUGAGCAUAUACGUCGCGAGCAUUAUAAGACAAGGCAUAACUGCGACGAAUGUGCGCGAAGUUACAAAUGGCCAGAAUCUUUAGCUGAACAUAAAAGUUUAGUACAUGCAGCAGUCAAACCACAAUUUGUUUGCGAUUUUUGCUCAUAUAAAUUCAAUAAGAAAGUGUAUUUGAUCAAGCACAUGAAUGUAGUCCACUCUGGCCCUUUGAAACACGAAAAAGUUGAACUACAUUUUGUUUGCGAUUUUUGCACUUAUAAAACAUAUCGGAAAAAUAGCUUCGUAAAACACAUUAAUUGUCACCACUCACAGACAUUUAAUUUAAGCCAUAAAUGCGACAAAUGUUCGCGAAGUUACUUUUGUUUAAGUGCUUUAAAUAGACAUAGGCGUAAAAGUCACUCACAAAUUUCGCAAUCUAGUCAUACAUGUGGCAUAUGCUCUCGAAAUUAUCAUACGGAAAGUAGUUUAUAUCAACAUAAACGUAGAGAACACGGAUCACUCAAACCACAAUUUAAUUGUGCCUUUUGCGCUUAUAAAACGAAUCGCAAAGAUUACUUGUCAAGUCAUAUUUCUCGUAUUCAUUGAAAAAAACUCUUUUGUGUGUAACAUUAAAUGCUUCUAAACCUCAAAUUAAUUUUUGUGAAAUUCACAACAUAAUACUCAAUAGCAAAUUCUAAAUAUCUAAAAAGGUAUAUUUGCUCUACAUCGAUAUAAACAGAACUUAAUUUUCUUCAUUGUCGGAUUUGUUAUUAUAGAUUCUUCGCGUUUGGAAAAAUACGAUAUAGCUAUGAGAAGCUAUUAAUAAUCAAAUUCUUUUUGUAUCACGAUUAAUGUCACGAUGAUUGUUUGUAAUGACGAUAGUGUUGACAAUAAGGAUUUUCAAUUUGUGACGGUUGAAUUUUGUUGAAAAAAAUUGUCCUUAUGUGAGACGCAAAUCAAUAAAGUUAGUGAGCAUCUAUAUAAAAUACCGUAUUUCUAUACAAUACAGAUGCACAUGAUUUUGUCAUUUUCUUUCAGCUUAAUAAUCUGAAAAGUGCAGAGGUUCCCUUAGAAAUAAAAUAAAGGAAAUAUAAAUUUGUGAAUUUUUUUAAUGCCCCCCGCAGUUUCUCAGGACAGCAGGACGAGAGCGGUUGUGGCAGUCG